AUGAGACCCAAUUCUCAGAAUUUUACCUAUGCCUCGUGGCAUCCAUUAUUAGUAAGAACUUUGAUAAAUUCCAUCGAUGUGAGAGAUCACAAUGCACGAUUCCGAUGUGGCACGACUUUGGCUAUUUUGUCCAAAAUUCCUAUCUCUAAAGCUUCUCUCAUCUUGAUGGAGAAAGCGCUGCCAUUUCUCAUUCGGUAUAUAGAUUCUGUAAACUUGUCGGACUCUUUGCGGUACGACGAUGAAAUUGAGGAGAUCUUUACCGAUGACGUGUUUUCCAAAAUUAGUGAAUGCUAUGGUGUCAAAAAGCCGAAAAAGAACAAACGCUUCAAAACCCGUACAACCGCAGCAGGGCCAAUAGUUGAAGAAUUUGAUUCUGAUACGGAUAAAGAUGUUUGUAGAAGAACUCGUGUUGUAUAUGUUCAUGAAUGCGUAUUAGAAUCUGACUCGGAUGGUUUUGCAGCUUUUGCUGGGGACAUUUUACCUGCAGGACAAGAAGUUGAGCGGAGCGAGAUGAAGGAAAAUGCCAUGUGUCUAAUUUACAAAAACUUAUACGGAAAAUUUCCUACUGUGUUAUCCCCUCUUCAAUGUCUAUCCCAUGCUUUAGUUGUUCUUACUAGGUUUUCUGUCCAAAUCAACGUCUUCGCUGGAAUAGUAUUCCUCCGAAACUUUUUACUAGCCGAUCGUGGAAUAUCGCUAACAAAAGGAGAUGACCAGAAGUACAUGUUCAUCACCUGGUUCAAGUGGCAACUGGUAUUAAGUUUGUGUACUCAAUGCAUUGGUACCUUAACGUCGGUUGUUCCUAGUGUGUUAGGAAUAGAAGCUGAACUAGUUUAUGACUCUGUUCUCCGGGCGUUGAUACUUCGUUUAAAAGAGAAUACCGAUGCUUCCAAGAACUUUCGUUACCUACUGGACGAUCCCACUAGUUUCAAUGAUUGUUAUAUAUCGUCUUUCGAUGAUAUGCUGCAACGUACAAACGAAGUGGCAUUGAGGCUUUUAAAAUUGAUCCUCAGCGUAAUACAAAUAUCGAAGUGCCAUGAAUAUUUGUCUCAAGUGGGACAAUGUAUAGUAUCUUGGGGUAGCGAUCCUCUAUUUGUAGAUUAUAUAGAUAGAGCUUUUACUCUUAUAAGUACUGAACUUCGGGUAUCAAGUAACAGCUCAACUGCUGGAGCAAGAUUUGCGUUUGAACUCUUCGCAUCUCUCAUAGAUUAUAGUGAACUUACGAGAUAUCUCUUGGACUGGUGCUUAACAUUUCCCUCAGGAUUUCAUGAGACAGUUACUGGACAAGAAUUAAUUAGUGUCCUAUCUCCUUACCUCGAUGAAUUCCCCUCCGUUGUUUGUAAUAUACUAAAAAGACAUUUACCCGUGAUGCCAUGGAAUACUUGUAGCAAAAAUGCUUCUUCUUAUUUGAAUGUGGUUUCGGGAUCACCUUCUACGACUGUUAUAAAUUUGGUUCAAUCCAUUUCUAUCGAUGGAUCUGUGGAUAUUCUGGUUCAAGUUUGCACAUUGGUGUUACCUCAUUGCGACAACUCGGACUGUGAUUUUUUGCUAGCAGAAUGUGUAGUACCGGCAAUUGAGAAGACAUGUGAACUAUGCGAUUUCACAAAUGAAAGUUUAUCUGGAACCAAUGAGAUGUCCAAAGAUGUUAAGGAUUUGCUGAAAGAGUUAGAGCUGUUGGCAGCUUAUUUGAAAACAAAGAGUGCUGCUAAGAAAGUGAUAACCGCGAUCGUUAUACCGCAUAGAGAUUUCUAUUUCUUCGCUUCGGAGCUUCAAGAUGUUUUUGUUGCUGUAUGUUCAAAAGCAGCUCGUUUAGCUGCAGAUAUGACUUUGGAUUCGGGGCUUUGUGAAUGGUUAGUAGAUCGCUUGAACUCGUGUACUCGCCACAUAUCUACGGACGUUUGGGUUCUAAUGGAUGAUUCAGCGGCCCAUUUUUCGAAAAUUCUUAUAUCAAACUUGAAUAUUAUUUGUGAUAUCUUAGAAGAGAAUCCAGAUGUGUUCUCCCCUUUCACGGACCGUCUUUUGGCAUAUGCAUCAAAAUUACUUGACUUAUGCUUCGAAUGGAUGACUACACCUUCUGAAAUAUAUCGUUCAAUCAGAAGGGUUGCAGAAGUUACCAGCAAAGCACUCUCCAUUCACCUUCUUCUUGUCACAGAUACUGUUGAAAUUUGCAAUAAGUUCUCCAAAUCGUUAUACAAAGCACUCACUAAAUCCCGGUCAUCUCAAUUAAUCAGCUGUAUGAUCUGCUCCUUGCUCGAAAAAUGUGUUUCUCGUUUCCCGAGUGUAAUGGGCAGCCUUCUAAGCGUAGAUCAUGAUUCUGAGGACGACGCAUUAAUGGGAGAUGGAGGCCCAUUAGCUCAUGUACCGCCCCGCUCUAUACUGCACCCUACCUUAGUAACAACUGUUAUCGAACUCACAUCUAACAUUUUGAGGAUAUUCGACGAAUUAGAUUCUACAUUAGAGUUCCUCAUUCUUAAAAUCUGUAAGCAACUACAGGUUAUCGACAAACAUUGUGGCAAAGGAGAAGACUGGUUGGCAAGUUUGUUCGUCCUACGAGAUGCUGUUGUUCAGCUGUCUGCUAAUUCUGAUAUUGUCUACACACUACACGAUCUUUUGGGUUUAUUCAUAAAACGAUCGCCUUCGAGCGCAUACCUGAACGAUUUCGUGAGAGAUUACUUUGAAAAUGAGAAAUAUAAGGAAGUAGUUCUGAACUCUUUCAUAAAAUUAUUCAGUGAUCCACCUAGCCCUCCUGUUAGUAUUGUUUUCCCGCAGCCUGCUAUCAGGUCUCCUGUAGAAAUCAAAACAGAAGCUGAGCUUGUUGAAGAGACUAAAUUAAAUGAGUUAGAAACUUUGGAAAAAAGCGCAUCAUCAAACACAAUGCUAGAUGCUGUUGAGAAGCUUUUGACUUCAAACAGGUCCGAUGAAGAGUUUGAAAGCGAACAAAGAAAAGAGAAAAAGAAGCAUUUAAGAAAGUCUACUCUAGCUUUACGAAAGCAACAAAGCAGUACCGAAGUAUCUACAACCUCUGCUUCAUCCAGUAAUUGCAAUGGGGGUGCAGCCACUUUCACUCUCGGCAACAAUCACUCUGUAACAUCAGCUGAUGGGUUAACAUUAUCGUUCUGGAUUAAAAGAGAGCUUCUGUCCAGGAACAGCUCAUGUCAACCGCUCCCCAUAGCAUCAAUUGGAGGUGACAGUUUAUCGUGUCAAGUUCUCCUAACAGAUAAAGGGAAAUUAGUGUUGGACAUCAUUGGGUUUCCAUUAAAAACAAUCUCUCGCUUGCGGUUGAAAGGCAGCAUGAAAGAGAAAAGUUGGACUCAUUUCGCUUUAGGAAUGAGAGCAUUGCCAAACCUCAUAACUAUUCAGGCUUGCGUUGGAGAAGCUUGGUCUCUCUAUGAAGUUCCUUUGGUUGUUAAACUAGAUAAUCCUGUCUUUCCAAUGACUAUAAGUUUCGGCUGCGUACGGAAGAAAUCACAACAUAUCUAUUACCUUUCUUCUUUGUUCGGUUUCAAAGGACUGCUAGGUUCAUCAAAUUUGCUUGCACUAUCCGGUUUGGGUUGUCAGCUUUCCUCAUUGGCAGAAACCCAAAUUCAACAUCUUGCACCGAACUUGGCAUCAGUGAUCACUUAUCGUGCUGUUGCGACCAAACAAUGCUUCUUGGAACCAGUUGCUAGAGAUAUUGGAAAGUUUGUGCAAAAGUUGCAGAGAAGUCUGGUUGUAAUUGUACCCGCAUCAUCAGCACACUCUUAUGGUGUGAGCAUCAUUCCUGCUGAUGUUGAACCAGCCUCUCUAGUCGGGAAGUCUGCAAUGAGAUUAGCUCAAAUUAAAGAAUAUCAAAUCUUAUGGUUGAGUCGGUUGGAUCAGCAGUUCAAUGCUUCUAUUGAUGAACACUUAAUUCCAUUGGGUGGAAUAAAAUUUAUAAUUUAUAUAUUUGUCAAGGCUGUUAAUGAUGGGCUGUCGAAACAAACACAACGUGCAGCUCUCGGCCUCCUCCUUAAAUGUUUGAGAAGGGACUGUAUAUAUACGAUCGAAGCAGAUAGAGUUAAAGCUCAUCUUGUUAUUGCUAGAACUUUGUCAUCUCCUCUAGCCAUCUGCGAUGAAUCCACUCUAGAUGUUCUCAUGCGGUACUGCAUACGAUGGACACCAAGUGAAAAUGAAGAAAGUAAAGAUGCGGAUUCUUUCUCAUUGGAUCCUUAUCAAGCUGUCAUACAAGAGCCCAAGUUCAUUGCUCUCCUCUCUUGCCGUUGCGAAUUGUGGAGAAAAGACAGAUUUUUUGUCUAUAGAAAGUUUAUUAGCCAUUUAUCGGAUGUUUUGGAUCCCCAAACUUGUAAAGUACCUGCGGCUUUCAACCGUGGGCAACUUUCUUCAACUGAUAUGCUCCCGAAAUUUCUGCAUUGUUUGUUGGAAAUGAUACAAGACACUGAUAAUUUCCCAGAUUUCACAUUUGAGACAUCUUUCGCCAACAGCGUGACUCUAGUUGUACAAUCAUUGCUAGGAAUACCGGAGUUGCCUCUGUCUGUUGCCCAUCUUUGGCAUUUUAUAUUUUUGUCUCAUCCUGCGAAUUACACUUAUAUCGAUCAUCGUGUUCUUGGUCAUUCGGAAUGGCUUAAACCAGCAUACAUACGAGACAGUCCCGAAGGAGAGUUAUUGGUUGAUUCCCGAUUGUGUAAAGAAUUAAAAAGCAUAAUAAGUCUGCUAGGAGAAGAAGAAGUGAACGAGCUGUGGAAAAAAGGUGUGUCACCAUUUGAAAUCCGACGUCUCUAUCAGGAAAAGGCACAACAGUACUCUUUGGAUACUGAGAGUGGCGCCGAUGAAAAUUCGCCGGACUUGGAUGUACUUGAUAAUUGGUCAAGCGAAGACGACCUCACGAAUCAGCAACUGAAAGAACCAUCAAAACCAGAACGUGCUUGGGUUGUGUGUCUUAGAGCAUCUCUUAUGAAGCUAUUAUCCAACGUUCUGCAAAACGGAGCUGAUUCAUUAAUGUCUUGUCUUCAACAUGAUGUUAUAUCUUGGCAUGCCAUAGUUGUUCUUUUGUCUCAUCAAGACGAUAUAAGGAUACGGGAAGCUGCUUUCGAUCUACUUCAGAAAUUUUUGCUACGUUCACCACUGUACACUAAGAUAGUCUUCUUACGGUUGUCUGGAUUUCAUAUUCUGGGUAGUCAACUGAGAGGCGGCCCUAUAAACUUCAAGAUAGCCGACAAUCUGUUCAGCUUGAUGUGUGGUGAAACUAUACGUCUAGGCGAUGGACUAGACCAAGCCCACUUAACGUCUAUGGAAGUUGAUUCAUUUUCCUGUGACAGUCUUCACGCUAUAUUAAUUGCUUUCGAACAAUCUGUACCUGAUGCACCACUAUUCUGGAACAUUGCGAACGCUCUUCUUAAGACUUUCGAAAAUUGCUCUCAGUUACAACAAGCUAUGAUAUCUGCUGGAUUAGUUGAUUGUAUGGUUAAUGUACUCAGACGGAUUGCCUACACUGCUCCUACAGCGCAGUACGAUGUUGUUUCUACUGAAGGACAAGACUCUUCAUUGCAACUAGAAGCGUGGUGUUCAUUCGCUCAAAGGAUAAUACAACUGGCUAUACCAUUCAGUGAUGAGUUGUUGGGAAACGCGUGCGAGCGGUUUGUUUGGUUACUCUUAUUAGCAGAUAUACAAGCUGCUAAAGAUAUGCGGUAUAGUGAGAGCAUACGAUUACUUGCUCACAAAGUGAUCCGCUCGCAGUUGUGCAUGGUCUUGUUCCAUUACAUCGAGUCAGUACAAUCGGUAUUCAGUGAUGAAGGGAAGUCUGCUAGUGCUACCAGUAGUAUAGAUUCAUUGUGCAAUCAAACAAAUUCAUCUACCACUUCUUCUCCAUCGGAAGAGUAUGACUACUGUGAUGAUUUGAUCACGCCUGAGAGAGCAACAAACUUGGAUGGAACCUCACCAUUAGCUGCAUUUUUUGCCGGAUCAUUUGCCAAUUUACGGGAAAAAAUCAGUUUAAUGGGUCCAAUUUCUAAAAAAUCUCUCAAAUGCAGCUUUUCUAAGAAAGUUGGUCCAGCAGCCUUGGCCACGAUUGAUGUUCUCACCAAGCGUGUUGUUUUUGCGUUGGAUUCUGUAUCUAUUUUAUUCACCGUGCUCAUUCCUACAUAUGCUCUAGCAGAGGAGGAGUCCAACUUAUUCCAUUUCUAUAUGUAUUUCCUACUUACCAGUUGGAAGAAAGACACAGUCAGUCGAACCACUACUCAAACUAUUUGGAAUAGAUUAAUACUAUUCACCAGAGAUAAAUGCCGGAUACUUCUCGCCCAGUUAGUCGCAUUUCUACUUUUCCCAGCUCAUAAGAAAAUUCAAGAAGCUUCGAAAUCAGCCAGUUUACGCAAUUGGAACAAGGAAUGGACUGAAGAUCAGAGAUUUGUUAUAAUCCGUGUUCUUUCUCAUGAGCUGAAUUCAAAGAUAGCAUUACCUUCUCUACUAAAUGUGAACUUGGACUAUGAGUAUGCUCUUUGUUUGGGUGUUUAUGAACUUGCGUUUGUUUCUCCACCGCGCGAAGAGUACAAGAGUGAAAUUGAAAGAAUGGUCCGCUUUCUGCAAAACAGCAAGACAGGAUCUAAUUUUGAACGUUUUACACUGGAGUCGCUGAAAAACUUGAACACUGAAGAGAUACUAUCGAUGCAUUCUUAUUCGCAGUAUCGAAAAACUGUCCUGGCUCAGCUGAGAAGUAAAACAGAGGCCAUCUUAGAAGAGGAAGCAAAACUCACAGCGGAUGUCGGAGGGAUGGCUAUGACUGUAACUUGCGAAGUAGUUGAAGAACAAAAUUUACCCAGAAAAGUUUUCAUACGAGGUUCAAAGACUGCAAUCAGUGAUUUUGUUGAGGCAGAGAAUAUUUUGUUAGCCAUAGCGAAAGAGUUGUGUCAUCCAGAGUCUUCUGCCUUUGAGACACGACAUUGGCCUGUAGGCUGGGCUCUUGAUCCUACUGAGGGCCCUGUCAGAGAGCGCAGACGCUUGGCACCAUUUUAUUUCCCAUUUGAGCCGCGAUUUUUUAAAGAUGAGAAGAAACGUAUCGUUCAAGAAAAUAAGGAGGAAGCGCCUUUACAGAAGUUAUUGUCCAUACCCUUGUCUUCUCGAUCUACUUUUGAAAACGCUCAAAUGAAUGAGCCUAUCAAAGUGUUCUUGGAAGUUACUGUAUUGCGUGUAACAUUCGAAUGUAAAGGAGACUUACUUAUUGGAGAAACGGGGGUUUACUUCGUUGGAGAUACAGCUAAGAGCACACAGAAAGGAACUGUUUGCUCUGUCAUAACACUGGGUUGGAAGUUUGAUCAGAUCAAGGAAAUUCAUGCGAGAAAUCAUUUGCUGAAUGACAUAGCUUAUGAAAUAUUCACUUCAAAUGGAGACACCUACCUGAUAGUUUUCCAGAAUGCUCAGAAACGACAACAGUUUAAAAGUUCAUUGUUAGAGCUACACCUUGAUCAUUUAUUCCCAAACACAGAACAACAAAUAGCUUGUAUUGUGUCAGCAUGGAGAAAUGGGAACCUGUCCAACUUUGAAUAUCUUAUGUAUCUCAACAAGUUUGCUGGGCGAUCGUUUAACGAUCUCAUGCAGUACCCUGUUUUCCCGUUUAUUCUGUCUGAUUAUACAUCUUCGAUCCUCAAUUUGCACAACAGUUCAAGCUAUCGGAUUUUAUCCAAGCCUAUGGCUAUACAAGACAAGAGAAUGGAAAGUCAUUACAUCUCAACUUACAACUGUCUACAAGCUGAGUGCACUCGAACUUCGAUGGAGGCAGGCCCCUUACACUUCGGACCGUAUCAUUAUGGAAGUCACUAUUCUAAUAGCGGAAUCGUUGUGCAUUAUUUGGUUCGGUUAAGUCCGUUCACUCAAAUCGCUCUGGAGUAUCAGGACAACAACUUCGAUAUACCGGAUAGGCUUUUCAACUCUAUCGAAUCUACUUGGCGGUUGUCUAGCAGUGAAUCGACAACUGACUUCAAGGAGCUUAUUCCUGAAUUUUUCUGCUUACCUGAAUUUCUUUACAAUCGUGAGAAUCUACGAUUGGGUGUGAGACAGGCAGGCGAAGAAGUAGGAGAUGUUAGACUGCCUAGGUGGACACCAGAAGGAAACGCUCGCCUUUUCAUUUUGAUUCAUCGUCAAGCCUUAGAAUCUCAAUAUGUAACCCAAAAUUUGCAUAGCUGGAUCGAUCUCAUAUUUGGCUUUAAACAAACUGGAAAGGCUGCCUUAGAAGCUCUGAACGUCUUCCACCCAGCUACAUAUUUGGGGAGAUUAAACGCUGAUGAACUCCCGGAUGAAUUAGCACAAUCAGCCUUACGAACAAUGGUGAAAAGUUAUGGGCAAAUGCCAAUUCAGAUUUUCAACUCGGCUCUCCAAUCUUGUAGCAACACUAAGGACAAAAAAGAGAAAAGUAAAUGUAAAUCACCAGUUCCAACAGUUGAAGGAGUUCGUUGGGGAGACUAUGUCGGAAGCCCUGAACAGGAUGCUUCGCAAAUUCAAGUUGUUCUAUCAGUGAAAGGCUCUAAGGCCGACAGACUGGGAAAUGUGAUCAACUUACCUGAUGGUGCGUCUGUUGGAGUUCCAUACGAAACAUUAAUAGUAACAACAUCAGUACCGGAAAACCCUAAAGAUCAAUUGAAUACUUCCUGUUCAAUAAUAACACUCGGAGCGCUCUCCUAUUCCUUCUCGGAUUCGAUCUUACGCUUCCGGUAUAUAAAGCCUGAGGUGGAACCAUGGGUGAACUUGAUAUGCUUGGGGAAUAAGAAAGUAUCUUGCAUGGAAUAUUCUUCAACUAACCGAAUCCUGUUCCUGUCUUUCACCAAUGGCCUCAUCAGAUUAUACAAAUUGGAGUUAAUCGAUAAUGAGAAUGUCAAUAUCACCCAGCUCUCUGAUUUGAUCGCACAUCAUUCAGCUAUUAAUUGCUUUUCCAUUUCUGAUGAGUUCAGCGUGGCAAUUUCGGGUGAUCAGAAUGGCAAAGUUGUUCUCUGGGAUACUAACAGGUUAUGUUUUGUUCGAGUUCUAAGACAAACAAAAAGUGCUGUAACGGCUUUGUGUAUAAGUUCUACGAGUGGAGAUGUUGCUGUUGUCUCUCAGCAGGGCUAUGGAAGUUAUGUCGAAUUAUACUCGAUUAACGGAGAUCUGAUAGGCUCAGUCAAGACGGAUACUCCUGUAACUUGUGUCACAAUGACAAAUCAAAAAGAGGGAACAGCUAUUAACUGCAUGGCUCUUGGAAUGCUGGAUGGGCAUAUUCUGCUGUGUGAAAUGUGGUGUUUAACAAUCGUACAAGACAUUUGCCACGAAAAUCAUCAUGAUCCUAUUCGAAGUUUGGUUUAUGCUUCAGGUGGGAAGAAGCUUUAUGCUGUACAAGCAACAGGAAGAGUUCUCUGUUGGCAAACUGUUGCCAGCAUUUCAAGAGGAAAGACAGCAAAGUUCACUUUCAUUAAUCCGCAUGAUCUUACUUGUUAA
Messenger RNA from Auanema sp. JU1783, 9429 nucleotides. The record is from the annotation of a GenBank genome assembly. Lineage: Eukaryota; Metazoa; Nematoda; Chromadorea; Rhabditida; Rhabditidae.